AUGAAAAAUAAUUAAAUUGUUGAUAUUUUAUUUGAAGAGAUUGAAUCUACAUAAACUCACGCAAUUUAACAGUACAGCAAACUUUAUUCAGAACAAAUCACUACAAUUAGAGCUUUAUUUUAAACUAAUGGAAAAGGACAGCAUUCUAGCAAAUGGGAAAGCUAAUCAAAAAGAAACUUAUUAUUUACAAUAAUAUAUCCUUUUUUUAAGAAUUUUUAAUAUAUAAAUACGAUUCCACUAAUUGUAGCUCAUUCUAUUUUGUAAGUUUAUAAAAAUAAAUAUGAUUUAAAUGGAUCUAUAAAAUGGUUUAAUGAUAUAUUUUUUUUUGAUAAGAAAUAAGCUGGAAUUUUAGUUUAAUCAGAAAUAACAGGAUAAGAUAUUGUGAUAUUUAUUGGCGUAGGAAUAAAUAUUGAUUGGAAUAUUGAAAAUGGAAUUAAUCUUGAAAAAAUACUUAAUAAAAAUAUCAAUGUUGAAGAAUUAUAUGAAUAAUUAAAAUAUACAAUUAUUCAAAAUCUAAUUUAGCUUAAUGAACAAGGAUUUAAAUAUUUUUAGAAAAAUAUUAAUCAAUAACUUUAUAAGAAAGGAGAAUAAUGCAUUUUUGUUAAUCUAGAAUUAAAAAAGGUAUGCGAAGGUAUAUUGUAAGAAAUUAAUUCUGAAGGGAUGUUAAUCAUUAGAGAAACAAACGGAUUAAAUAGAGUUGUUGAUAUAAAUUUGAAAAUGCAAAUUUGA
Molecule: messenger RNA, 729 nt
Organism: Paramecium sonneborni
Lineage: Eukaryota; Ciliophora; Oligohymenophorea; Peniculida; Parameciidae
Source: the annotation of a GenBank genome assembly